Messenger RNA from Rhodofomes roseus, 984 nucleotides. RefSeq lists its product as uncharacterized. The transcript has 9 exons. The coding region runs from base 87 to 803 and encodes 238 amino acids. The record is from RefSeq and is a predicted model, not a curated record. NCBI's taxonomy places the organism in Eukaryota, Fungi, Basidiomycota, Agaricomycetes, Polyporales, Fomitopsidaceae.
UUUUCUGCUUUCUGUACCUCGUCUGGGGAGCUGCAUCGGCGCUACGUGCGUUCGCAAUCAAUGGAAGGAAAUAUGGCCUCCCCGCCAUGGUCAUGGCUGUCUCGCUUCUUCCAGUCGUAACGAACGUUCUCAACCUUGCAACGAUCUACGUUGUUCCUGUUCCGCCCCCCAGCAAUUGUGCAAUCCUUUCGAAGGCAAGCACGCCCGUGAUGCGAAAGUUUGAGAUCGCCACAAGGGUCAGUGCCAUGCUAGUGGAUGCCAUGGUUGUUCUGGCCACUUGGCAAGUCACUGGUGGGAUCAGGAGCCUAGCCAAGGGCAUCGAUAUCAACGUUCCCACAACGAGACGCUUGUUGCGAGAUGGAACGAUUUACUUCUUUAUUUUGUUACUAGUGAACGCACUCGUUCUUGCGCUGUAUAUCUCGCCUGUGAGCUUUGCGGACAGCAACAUGGCAAUGCUCUCCGACGUCGCUACAACCAUUCUGCUCUCUCGUUUGUUCCUGAACCUCCGCGAGGCCACAUUCGGGCCGACUGAUUCCGCCUUCUCGGGAACGUCGCAGACGUGCGAUUGCGCUCGGCGCUUUGCACCCGCUGUCGGGCCACUCGGAAUCUCAAAGAUCGCGAAUGAACUUGACGACGCUACAGGACGCGAUGACGAAGAUUUGAUUGAAGACCUCGCUUCCACUAGUUACGCAGUGGAAGAAGGCAUAGCUUCGGGGGUCGCGCACUGCCCUGCUGGUUGCACGUCGCGGGAGCAUGGCGAUCCAUCCGAAGUCGUCGAAAGCCACCCGAUGGCGCUUCCGUGACGGCGUUUACUACUACCCAUAAUUCAUGUAGUAUGAUGAUAGUGGUCACCAGCGCCUACACUGCACAGGGCGCAUCCACACGUCCUACUAUCGCACCGCUCAGAUCUGAUGAUAUACUCAGUCUCUGAAUGACGGGAAAGUCAGAGUAACAUGUAAUAGAUGAGUCAUCUUCUUCGGUUCA